Pipistrellus nathusii (Nathusius's pipistrelle) is the source of this 354-nucleotide messenger RNA. The record is from the annotation of a GenBank genome assembly. NCBI's taxonomy places the organism in Eukaryota, Metazoa, Chordata, Mammalia, Chiroptera, Vespertilionidae.
AUGUCUUUUAUCUUAAACCUCAGGAGGGGCUGCUGGAGGCUCAGGGUUUUCCCCAACUUGGGAAAGAGGUGGCAUGGUUACAACAAAAUCUUCUAUUUUCUCACGUGGUCUCCUUUUGAAUCUCCUACUUCUAGUAUCUGUGGGAUAGAAAAGACAACACACAGAGCUCUCAAAUGUCACUUCUCCAAUCCUUGUUGGUCAUGUAGUGAAAUCCUUGUUAUAUUUAAAAUGUUAGUCUCCCACUUACCAUCUCGGGUUCUUUUCCCCAAGUUCUCCCUAUCCCAGACUUUGUGCAAACUUUAUCAUGCUCAUUCAAUUCAGCAUGCCGCUGGAAUUGAAGAGUGUAUUGUGUGA